AAUUUUUAACCACCAGAGGGCAACGAAACAGAAAUUGCAAUUGUAUUGUUCUAAUUCGUGAUUUCGGUUUCUCCAUGGUUUUUAAGAUUUUGGAUUUCGUUGGAAAUUAAUAAAAAUUCGAAGCUGGGAGCCUGGUUAACUGAAAAGAGAUAUGAAUGGACAUUCGAGCAUAGAUACUAGUCAUGCUACUCAACUAUUAAAGGAUAUAUUAAAUGUUGGAAAGGGCGAAUCGAAUGUCUCUGGUAGAUCGAAUAAUGUAUCAAAUGGUCAAAUGGAGUCAACUUCAGAAACAUUAACAGAUAAUCAGCAGAAUGAGAAUCUCAAGACAUCUGUGCAGAAUCAAAAAAUUAUUCUCACAGGUAAUGAUGAAGAUUUCAGUUUUGGCAUUCAUGCUCAAGAUGUAAUUAUCUAUCCAAGUUCACCUCUUCAUAGUUCAGGUAGUAGUAAGAUUACUAUACAUAAUGUGGUGGACUAUAGUUGGGAACAGAAGUCAUAUGUUGGCCGAUUAGUCAGUGUUCACCUCUCAGGAAGUUACUUAGCCUACUCUCUCAGAGUGUACAAUAGCCCGUCUGGAAUGGUGAGGAUUUUGAAGCCUCAAACAGGAGAACGCACUCUUGUUAAAGGAAUGACCGGAGAUAUAAAAGAUUUAGCAUUUUCUUACUCUAAUACAGAUGUGUUACUGGCUUGCGUAGACGAAAUAGGUUCAUUAUAUGUUUAUGAAAUUGUAGAACAAGAUGGAAAACUUAUGGGAAAAUCAGUUGUUCAGAUUAUUCAACCCAGAGAUACAAUUGCUAGUGAUUUUCAUAGGAUAAUCUGGUGUCCAUAUAUUCCGGAAGAACCUUGUAGUAUAGACGAAGAAAACUCCCUGGAUGAUGUGUCCAAACUUCUCGUAGUGACUCACAAUGAAAAAGUAGAAAUUGUAAAUAUCGAUAUAAUUACAAAACAGUAUGGAAACGCCAAGCAAUUAAAUUCGAAUGAAGUAGAGAAAGGAAUUCAUAAAAUAUGCAAGCACAACAGACCCAUUACUGACGCUGCUCUGUCUCCUGACGGGACUGCAUUAGCAACAGCUAGUAUAGAUGGAAAUGUUAAAUUUUUUCAAGUUCUCUACACAGAUAAAAGCACCACUCCCAGAUGUCUUCAUCAGUGGGAGCCGCAUAAAGGAAAGCCACUCUCGAGUUUGUUUUUUCUCGAUAAUCAUAAAAAUCCAAACCCCGAUGUUCAGUUUUGGAAAUUUGCCAUUACCGGAGCAGAUAAGAACCAGGAAUUGAAACUUUGGAGCUGCGAAACUUGGAUAUGCUUGCAGACUAUAAAGUUAUUGAUUUCAGUGUACAAUAGCCCGUCUGGAAUGGUGAGGAUUUUGAAGCCUCAAACAGGAGAACGCACUCUUGUUAAAGGAAUGACCGGAGAUAUAAAAGAUUUAGCAUUUUCUUACUCUAAUACAGAUGUGUUACUGGCUUGCGUAGACGAAAUAGGUUCAUUAUAUGUUUAUGAAAUUGUAGAACAAGAUGGAAAACUUAUGGGAAAAUCAGUUGUUCAGAUUAUUCAACCCAGAGAUACAAUUGCUAGUGAUUUUCAUAGGAUAAUCUGGUGUCCAUAUAUUCCGGAAGAACCUUGUAGUAUAGACGAAGAAAACUCCCUGGAUGAUGUGUCCAAACUUCUCGUAGUGACUCACAAUGAAAAAGUAGAAAUUGUAAAUAUCGAUAUAAUUACAAAACAGUAUGGAAACGCCAAGCAAUUAAAUUCGAAUGAAGUAGAGAAAGGAAUUCAUAAAAUAUGCAAGCACAACAGACCCAUUACUGACGCUGCUCUGUCUCCUGACGGGACUGCAUUAGCAACAGCUAGUAUAGAUGGAAAUGUUAAAUUUUUUCAAGUUCUCUACACAGAUAAAAGCACCACUCCCAGAUGUCUUCAUCAGUGGGAGCCGCAUAAAGGAAAGCCACUCUCGAGUUUGUUUUUUCUCGAUAAUCAUAAAAAUCCAAACCCCGAUGUUCAGUUUUGGAAAUUUGCCAUUACCGGAGCAGAUAAGAACCAGGAAUUGAAACUUUGGAGCUGCGAAACUUGGAUAUGCUUGCAGACUAUAAAAUUUGUACUUAAUGACGGUGAUAACAUGCAGAUGUGCUUGAAUGCAGAGUUAGAUCUAUCGUCGUCAUAUUUACUAUUAACUGAUAUCAACAGAAAAGUUUUAUACAUACUGCAAAUUCAUCAAGACCCUGUCAGUAGUCAAGCUAGUUUCUGUUCUAUAUCAGAAUUUCUACUGACAUAUCCAAUACUCAGUUUUGCAAUUACCGAUGUUUCACGUUGCAAAUAUAAACCAUCUACUGUGGAUGUGGAACAUGUAAAUGCCGCUAAUGAUGAUAAGAAUGAUUUUGAAGGAGAUGAAGUUAGUGGAAAUGAGAAAUACAUUGAAGGAAAUGUUGUGAAGUUAUUUUGGAUUCAUACAAAAUCUUUACAGGCAUGUCGAAUUGUUUAUGAACCUAUGUUAUCCAUUCCUAUUCAGACUUCAGGUUCUGUAUCUUCUCUUUCACAAGAAUCUUUUGGUUAUCAUGAUAAAUUAUGCGAUUUGAGUUUAGAAGUUCGUGAAGUGCCAAAACAAAGUGAAGAAAGUGUAACUAUGCUUUUAGAUUCUGCAGCAUCUUCAUCCACCGUUAUCAGUCCCUCUAUAAGAUCUCCUUUGACUUCUCAUUUACAGUCUUAUAAAGGAUGUGGAGAAGUAUUAUUGACUCCCGAUGAUUUUACUUCUCCUCCAGCAGCCGGAACUAUUCCACCGGUGUCCACAUAUUCCCAUUCCCCACUUUCCCUUCCCUUAAAACAAAUGGAAGAUGUUAAUCAUGUGUCCUCUCCACCAAAAUCUCCCAUAGAUAAACGUGACGAUAACGAAGUGGCAGAAACUGAGACUUCCGAACCUUUGCCCGAUUCGUCCAUCCUUCCCCGCAGAAAAUCUUCCCAGCAUAGUUCUACCAGUUCCCCAAGCCGAGAGGUGGCAGAAAUAAUGGCACCAUCGAAAUUAUUAAACAGUGGGGAGCAAGAAGAACCGGGAUUGGAAGAACAGCAACAUGAUAUGGAAAAUAAUAUAGUAUCAGAAGAUGCAAAAGAUAUUUGCAAUCAUGGCUCCUCUUUAGAUAUAGCUUCUACCAAUGAUUUGUCACACAGACAUAAUGAAUACAGAGCAAAUGGAUGGCCACAGGCUCCUGACCCAACUAAAGAAUAUCGCGUUAUUGGCACUGAUGAAAGAGGUGAUAUACACGAGAAUACAAAUAAUCAACAUUCUUGUGCCCUUGAAUCUAUAAAAGAAUCCUUUCCAUCCAAUCAGCUUAGCAAUAAAAUGGAUUAUGUUUUACACAAAUUAGAAGGAUCUGUUAAGAAUUUACAAGAAAAUAUGAAUAUUCUAUUGGAGUUGAUCCAUAGUCAGAGGCAUCAGCUCCAAGAAGUAAAACAGGAAAUUAAAGAAUUUCAUCAACAGGAUAAAACAUUACAAUGCUUACUACAACAAGUUGAUAAAUUAGAAGAUAAACUCAGUGCCAACAUAGAACAUAUUGUAGCUGUGCAAAGUGAAGAAGGCUUUAGGAAAUUAGAGCCCUUGUUUGCUAGAAAGGGGAAAAUGGAUCAUUUGCUUCUGGAGAAACAGGCGACUGCCUUAUCGCAGACCGUAACAGUUGCCAUUACAAAUAAACUAGAUAAAACAAUCAAAAAUGAGAUAAAAAAUUCUGUUUUGCCUCAUGUAUCAAAGUUCCUAGAUAUAUUAAAGGACCAGUUACAACAAGAGGUUUCUCAAAAAUUAGUAUCUAGUGAUAACAUUAUAAGAGAAAGUAUAGGAAAAUUAGCAAAAAAUAAGAUAUUUAGUGAAAGUUUAGGACAGAGCGUUGUUUCGUUGGUACAACCUCACAUACAGAUGACAUGUCGGGAUGUUUUUCAAACAACAACUGUACCCGCUUUUGAGAAAGCUUGUCAAAACCUUUUCUACCAGCUAAAUGAAAGCUUUCAACGUGGAACAGAAGAAUUUUUUAAAGGGUAUAGGCAACAAGAAGAGAUGCUAAGCAAGUUAAAAACUGUGAUUCAAGAAGAAGUGAAAGCAGCAAUAGCUGAACAUCAGCUCUCCGUUAGAGCAUUACAGUCCAAUAUGGUUUCUCCCAUACCGCAGUUGAUUGAUCCACAAAUCCAACAACAGCAAAUUCGGCAGUUAUUGCAACAAGGGCAGAUAAAUGCAGCAUUCCAGCAGGCUCUGACAGCGGCCGACUUGAAUCUUGUGAUAUUUACGUGCGAGACGGCAAAUCCUAAUCAAAUAUUUAGCCAGAUUCCAUGCCCACUCCAACAACCGGUUCUGCUAUCGCUCAUUCAACAAUUAUCCGGCGACAUCUCCACACACACUGAACUGAAAUUGAAAUAUCUAGAAGAAGCUGUGAUGAAUCUGGACACGAAAGACACAAGAACGCAACAACAUCUUCCUUCGAUACUAGGAAGCCUCCAUCAAAAACUAACGACUUUCAUCCAAAACAACCCUUCGAAUCGAUUCAGUAGACACAAAAUACUCUUACUAGCCACUCAAUCUCUCUUAAAUCGUUAACGCGAUUAUUUUAGCCAAAUUUACGAUAUUUAUGAGGCAGAAAAGCCAACUGCAUAUCAGCGUCACUUUAAAUUAUAGGAAAUGCCAAAGAAGUCGACGUCUGUCAUCUUCAGCGGAAGAUAAUUUUUUUGACUUUUAUUUAAAACUUCGAAGAAAUGUAUCAGUUUUUUCAUCAGUGGAAAAUUUUAAGAAAGAAUUAAAUCAAACUUCAUCUUAAACUAUCCGAAUAUAUGUAUAUAUAUAUUAAAAAAUAUAUUUAAAUAUAUGUAUAUAUAUUCAUUUAUUACGAAUUUAAAUCAGGCAAGUAUGUACAAGUAUAUUUCUUUGUCUUGAGAUUUGUAACGGUCAACAAUAGGAUCCCAGACUUCCCAGAGAUAUUUUGAAAGUGAUGUAUGUUCUUUGUAUUGUAGAAAAUUAAUUGGGGGAGAUACAUUUUAUACAAGUGUGUUGUUUAAAAAUCUUAAAUCAUAAAUAAUAAAAAAAAAGGAAAAAAAAACAAUUUUACAUAAUAUGAAAUGUUUGUAUUUGAAUAUAUUUUAUUCGAUAAAAUUAGAUUAUUUUAUGGUAUUACUUCGAUCUGAAGCAAUCUCAAUAAACUUAUUAUUUUAAAAGAGCGACAAAUUCAUUCAAAAUCUGUUUUUAACUGUUUCUGCUUCUAGUCUUCCCAAUCCGAGGGCAGUAACGGUUGUUUUCUGCCACCAUUGAAGGUUUGACUAAAUAUUUAUAAUAGUCUUUGUUAUUUUACUUUUUUUCUUGUCCUAGACACAACCUAAAACAAAAUCAAGUCUUCAGUCACAAGUUUAGCCAGACCCACAAUAGGAACAGGCUGCCCAAAAAUUCAAGGUUUCCAAACCAAACUUGAACGUUUUGAAUCUGGUCAGAUUGUCAGAUAACAAAAAUAUAGUUUGUGGCCCUGUAUCUCUAUUAAAUUAAUUUCCAGAAAUGAUUGUUUAUUUAUCACGUCAAGGAAUCAAAAAUCUACCACACCGUUCCUUACUUUUGAAAAACAGUGGACUAAUUGAAAUUUAUUGUGCAACCUGUGGAAAAAGGCAAUAGUGGUACAUUUUCCCCCCUUGCAGACGAGCAAAUAGUAUUGUAACCUGUAUAGUAUUGUAUCAUAUCAUAUUUUUUCUAAUGUUAGCUCUAACAAACUGUUCCAUUCAAAUCAAAUUUUGCAAAAAUAGACCAAAUAUUGAAAAACAGCACCCGUGUAACCACUUAAAACAUAUUUUGUGCUUGCUGGUAACCUUGUAUCAUUACCUAUUUUCCUAUUUGAAUGCCACUAUAUCAUUGAUCCAAUAGAAAGAAGGGACUAUUGCAGAAGGGGGUCGAAGUAAUUUGACCAAAAGUAGUCGUUGCCCUCUUCCCAGAAAAGAGAAUGGUCAACGACUACACUAAUUAAUACCAGUCUAGUAUUAAUAUUUGAAAAAAGUGAUCCAUGUUGGACAGGUCGUAAUGGCCCCAUGUGUGCUAAUCUUAAUGUCCCAAAUACUUGAUAUAAAACUUGUUUAAAUAAAAGGAAUUAUUCCAGCAUUAUUACAAUAUACAAUCUCUUUAUCACAUAAAAAAAAUAAUCUGUUCCCAAAAUUUAAACAAUGUGGGAAGUAUCUUCUUGUAAAUAUCACGUUUAUAGAAAAAUUAUUGGACUGCAAUUUGAAAAACUGUAGACCUAUAAAUUCUGACUGUUGUCCCAUCUGUCUUACACUUUGUCCUUCCUUAAUCUUGAGAAAGGAAUUAGAUGAAAGUGUGGAAAGCUUAGGGCAGGAGGCCCAGAUUAACUAUACAUGAACUUCCAGUUUAGAAUGGAAGUAAUGUUACUUUGAUUCAAAAUUUCCCCUGAAUAGAUACAUGACCAACCCGACUAUCUAACAGGCAAA
Messenger RNA from Centruroides sculpturatus (bark scorpion), 6438 nucleotides. RefSeq names its product enhancer of mRNA-decapping protein 4-like. Bases 152 to 4561 code for a protein of 1469 amino acids. Gene Ontology annotation, biological process: deadenylation-independent decapping of nuclear-transcribed mRNA. Gene Ontology annotation, molecular function: protein binding. The transcript has 29 exons. The record is from RefSeq and is a predicted model, not a curated record. NCBI's taxonomy places the organism in Eukaryota, Metazoa, Arthropoda, Arachnida, Scorpiones, Buthidae. Gene Ontology annotation, cellular component: P-body.